AUGGUCCUCGUUGGUGGCUUGGCUUUGUUCUCAGACGGUUACAAUGCCCAGGUCAUCGGAUACAUGAAUCCUCUCUUUAAAGAGUUGUAUCCAGAUGCAUUCACUUCGACCAUCAAGACCAGAUUGUCCAACGCUUUUCUUAUCGGCGAAGUGUUUGGCAUGCUGUUCUUUGGCUGGGGAAUCGACAAACUGGGACGCAGGACAGGCAUCGUCUUUGCAACUUUGUUUUUAAUCUUGGGUAUCGUUCUUGCUACUGCGGCGCAUGGCAAAACGCCAACCGGCAUGUUCUGGAUGAUGAUCGUUGGCCGUGGUGUUGCCGGAUUCGGAGCUGGAGGAGAAUAUCCCACAUGCGGAACUGGCAGUGCCGAAGCUUCGGAUGAGACCGCCUUUGUAAGGCGCCGUCGCGGCAUGCUUGUCGCUGUCGCCACUGAUUUCGCCAUUGAUCUAGGCUUCGUGAUGGCCGGUGUCAUCGUGCUGAUUAUCUUGGCAGCCUACCAUCAGCAUAUUAACGAUGGUGUGUGGCGUGUCUCUUUCGGGCUCGGCUUCGUUCUUCCCGUUGGCCUUUUGUUCUUCCGUCUUCGUUUGAUCAACUCCUCGCAGUAUCGGAAGCAUGCUAUGAAGACGCACAUUCCUUACUGGCUGGUGAUUAAGCGCUACUGGAAGCCAAUGCUUGGAACGUCGCUGGCUUGGUUUUUCUACGAUUUUGUUACUUAUCCCUUUGGUAUCUUUGGUUCCACCAUCAUCGGAACCUUGAACCCCAACAACACCCUCGUCCAAAACAUUGGCUAUGGCACUGUUCUGAACUGCUUUUACCUUCCCGGAACUCUCAUUGGCGGCUUUCUCAUGGACAGAAUUGGACGCAAACAGACCAUGGCACUUGGUUUCUUCCUAUGGUCCAUCCUUGGUUUCAUCAUUGGAGGUGCUCUCAACCCCAUCACGAGUGUAUUCCCACUCUUUGUCGUUUUGUAUGGCAUCUUCAACACCUUGGGAGAAAUGGGUCCCGGUGUCGGCACCUUUCUCUGCGGAGCUGAAUCCUUCCCUACCCCAGUACGAGGCCACUUCCUGGGCCUUGCUGCUGCCGUUGGCAAAGCCGGUGCUGCGAUUGGCACACAAGUUUUCACGCCCAUCCAGAACUCUUUCUCCGAUUCACAAAAGGGAGUUCAGGGAGUUUUCCUUAUCGGAGCCGCAUUUGCCAUGGUUGGUUGCAUUGUUACGUGGUUCCUGAUUCCUGAUAAGGAGAAGGAUCUCGAAAGCGAAGACGCCCGAUUCCGUGCUUACCUUGAGGAGAAUGGAUAUGAGGGAACGUUUGGAGAAUCUAUGGAUGACGAGAUCAAAAGUACUGCUUUCCAUAUUUAG
This is a messenger RNA of Trichoderma virens Gv29-8, 1356 nucleotides long. RefSeq lists its product as uncharacterized. The transcript has 4 exons. The record is from RefSeq and is a predicted model, not a curated record. Gene Ontology annotation, biological process: transmembrane transport; carboxylic acid transport. NCBI's taxonomy places the organism in Eukaryota, Fungi, Ascomycota, Sordariomycetes, Hypocreales, Hypocreaceae. Gene Ontology annotation, molecular function: carboxylic acid transmembrane transporter activity. Gene Ontology annotation, cellular component: plasma membrane. Bases 1 to 1356 code for a protein of 451 amino acids.